GAUUACCGUAAACGUUAGUAGAUUCGCGCACUAGAAAGAAACGUGCGGCUGAUUUGACCAGGCAAACGUGAACCACGGCUGGCUUGACCGCAGUACCUUAUCGGGAUAUCGCGUCAUACAAGCGACCAUGUUCUCGCUGUGGAGAAACCUGAACAGAACCCGCGCUGUGUCAGCGGACUUUUCCUCACUGCGGACUUCUCGCAGCGACGCUUUAUGCGUAAAAAACACCAGGACGUACUCAGGGAAACGCUACAAUGUUCCACCCAGCGCCGAGUUUGUUGCACGCGUGUCGGGGAUCCCCACCAUGGCCAAACUGCCUUUCCAGGAGACGGCGGAGGGGCUUGACGCUGCGUUUGUCGGCGUACCCAUCGACACCGGGACUUCGAACCGACCCGGAGCGAGGUUUGGUCCCCGUCAAAUCAGAGUUGAGUCUGCCAUGCUGAGGUCGUACAACAGUGGCACCAGGGCGGCGCCGUACGAGUCCCUCAUGGUAGCUGAUAUCGGGGACGUCAAUGUGAAUGUGUAUGACCUGAAGGACACCUGCAAACGCAUCAGGGAGGCCUACAGGAAGAUCCUCGCGACGGGCUGUAUCCCUCUGACUAUGGGUGGUGACCACACAAUUGCAUAUCCAAUCCUGCAAGCCAUUGCUGAAAAGCAUGGACCAGUGGGCCUGGUCCACGUCGAUGCUCAUGCUGAUACCAGUGAUGUGGUCUUGGGGGAGAAGAUUGGACAUGGGACUCCUUUCAGACGCUGUGUGGAGGAAGGGCUUUUGGACUGCAAGAGAGUGGUCCAGAUCGGCCUGCGGGGUACAGGCUACUCUGCAGAUUCAUACGAAUGGAGCCGAGCCCAGGGUUUCCGUGUGGUCCAAGCAGAAGAGUGUUGGUUCAAAUCUCUGGCGCCUCUGAUGGCUGAGGUCAGAGGUCAGAUGGGCAGUGGUCCAGUGUACCUCAGCUUCGACAUUGACGCUCUUGACCCGGGGUUUGCUCCGGGAACAGGCACACCAGAGAUAGCAGGGCUUACUCCCAUCCAGGGAGUUGAGAUUAUCCGAGGCUGUCGUGGUCUGAGUCUUGUUGGGUGUGACCUGGUGGAGGUGUCUCCACCGUAUGACACCACAGGGAACACUGCAUUGACCGGUGCCAACCUCCUCUUUGAAAUGUUAUGUGUGCUCCCAAAUGUUAAAUAUCACUGAUCUGAAUAGACCACACAUCACAGAACGAUAAUAAUCACCGAAACCUUAUUUCCAAAUGCUGUACUGCUGAAUAAAGGCCUGUACAUACUAUUUUCUCUCACAGGGCUGCGAGAAAAGAAUGACGUCAUUAUUUUUUGCACAACUUGUUUGGGAGUUCUUGCAGCUUGUUCAUCAUCUGGGCAGAAGUUCUUGUCUGGUAUUGUGUGAUUGGCCAGAAAUCUGAAGUGGUGAAGGCAGAAAUGUUGUCAUUCCCCAUGAGAACUUCCCAGUUCAAAUUCUGUAUUCAUAAAAUAAAUAUUGCACAAAUAUACAGUGA
Molecule: messenger RNA, 1505 nt
Organism: Solea solea (common sole)
Lineage: Eukaryota; Metazoa; Chordata; Actinopteri; Pleuronectiformes; Soleidae
Gene: agmat
Product: agmatine ureohydrolase (agmatinase)
Exons: 7
Coding region: 128-1189 (353 amino acids)
Molecular function (GO): agmatinase activity; metal ion binding
Source: RefSeq, a predicted model, not a curated record